AUGUACAAGUCCCUGAUUCUGCUAGUGUGCACGGCGUGUGUUGGGCUCUCGACAGCCCAGGUUUUUGGGGGCGGAGGAUGUCCACACGCCGUACCACAGGCGUCUUUCAACCUUACAGAGUACCUGGGUGAUUGGUACGAGAUCUACAAGUUUUACGCCGCGUUCGAGAGCGGACAGUCGUGCGCCAAGGCCAACUACCAGAUCAAACCAGACGGGCACAUCAGGAUCUUCAACAGCGGUUUCAAGGACAACAACCCAAUCAAUGCCACAGGAGACGCCUAUAUUCCCGAUUUAAAAAACCCGGCAAAACUGAAGCUCAGAUUUUCUUCAUUGGCUCCAUACGGAGACUACUGGGUUCUGGAUACUGAUUACACGGACUACACACUCAUCUACUCCUGCAGUGGGGUGUUGGGGAUCACCCAUUAUGAGUUUGCAUGGAUCCUAGCCAGACAGCCCACCAUUAGCGCCGAGGUGAAAACCAAAUUGUUCAACAAGGUUACAGCCAUGGGCAUCGACACAACUCAUUUCACAAAGCAGGAUAGGAGCAACUGCCCUGAUGGACUUUAAUUGUUACUGUUUGUUUUGAUAUGUAAAUCUU
This is a messenger RNA of Mya arenaria, 598 nucleotides long. Its product is annotated as apolipoprotein D-like. The record is from RefSeq and is a predicted model, not a curated record. Gene Ontology annotation, biological process: tissue regeneration; brain development; lipid transport. The coding region runs from base 1 to 567 and encodes 188 amino acids. NCBI's taxonomy places the organism in Eukaryota, Metazoa, Mollusca, Bivalvia, Myida, Myidae. The transcript has 4 exons. Gene Ontology annotation, molecular function: lipid binding.